Leptinotarsa decemlineata (Colorado potato beetle) is the source of this 906-nucleotide messenger RNA. RefSeq lists its product as uncharacterized. Gene Ontology annotation, molecular function: calcium ion binding. NCBI's taxonomy places the organism in Eukaryota, Metazoa, Arthropoda, Insecta, Coleoptera, Chrysomelidae. The record is from RefSeq and is a predicted model, not a curated record.
AGCCCAAGCAGCAAUCCUCACCAUAGAGUAGAAGAAACAAUUCAACAGUGUAAACAUCAGCCUAUCAAAUCCCUUAACCAUUACAUGACACAGUUACAGAACACACGAUUCUCAAAUACUGUUCCUAAUUGUCAAAAAAAGUUUGACGCCCAAGAGACACAGCUCUGUGGAAGCCACUUCAAUAAAAUCAGUCAUAAUGACAUUAGUUUGUCAAAACUCAAAAGUGUCGAAAUGGGCAACUGCUUUUACGCAUUUUAUGAGAGGUUCUGCGAUUAUCCUUUGAAGAAGUCGAGGUCUUGCGCUUAUCAUCUGCCAUUUCCAGGACAAGAAGACUCCAUCAAUAAAGAACAAGAUGAUGGCAGUCGGAUUAAAACCCAAUACGAAGAGGUCAUGGAUGAAUUCAACAGAUUGCUUCUUGAAAAACGAAUUGAAAAUCGUUCGAAAGUGAAAGGGCAGACAUGGGAGGAAAAAAAUAUCCUUACCCAGUAUCCGGAAUGGAAUGAAUCUACAAUUUCCUACCUGCAUAGUCUUUUUGUAUCUUUCUGUGAUGACAAGAAUAAGCAAAUCGACUUCAAGUCAUUUUCAUGUAUUUUAGAAUCUUUGGGAGACGAAUCAUCAAUGGAAAGUAGAAAGCAUAAGUUUGAAGAAAUGGAUCAGGAUCAUAAUGGUUACAUAGAAUAUACUGAUUUCCUUUACUUGGUAUAUAACUUUAACUCAAUCAGAGGAGCCAAAGAAACUUCUUUGAGAGUGCUAUGCCUGAAAAUGACUGAAAAAAUCAAAGCCGUCGAACGUUUAUCCAUUGGACAACAACUCGAAUAUGGAUUAUUUUAGUUCUAUUAAGUAUACAUUCGUCCUGUAUUAUUCCAAUGUAGUUGUAGCAAACACACAAUAUACAUUGAAAGUGCC